This is a messenger RNA of Diabrotica virgifera virgifera (western corn rootworm), 2686 nucleotides long. Its product is annotated as endocuticle structural glycoprotein SgAbd-2-like. The coding region runs from base 52 to 489 and encodes 145 amino acids. Gene Ontology annotation, molecular function: structural constituent of chitin-based larval cuticle. NCBI's taxonomy places the organism in Eukaryota, Metazoa, Arthropoda, Insecta, Coleoptera, Chrysomelidae. Gene Ontology annotation, cellular component: chitin-based extracellular matrix. The record is from RefSeq and is a predicted model, not a curated record. The transcript is spliced from 3 exons.
AGAUUUCAAAGGUGUUUACAAAUUCAAAUUGUUUAUUACAAGUUUAUUACAAUGAGAGUGUAUAUAAUAUUAUUUAGCGUCUUUUGCUUGAGCCAUUGCGCUCCACAGGAAUACAAAAAUAAAUUUCCAGAACAAUACCAAGGUCAACACAUACCAAUUGUUAGGCAAGAACAAGAAGUGAAUUAUGAUGGCACCUACGAAUACAACUUUGAAACUGGAAAUGGCAUAGUCCAAGAAGAAAAAGGAUUUUUGAAAAACGCCGGUACAAAGGAAGAAGCUCAAGUCGCUCAAGGUUUUUCCUCAUAUACUUCCCCCGAAGGAGUAAAAAUAGAAUUCCGGUACAUCGCAGACGAAAACGGUUUCCAGCCAAUCGGAGACCACCUACCGACUCCGCCACCAAUCCCUGAGGCUAUUUUACGAGCGCUAAGUGUACUGAAACAGUUGGGUAAUUUGAAUGAAGACCAAGAAGAAAAUAACAACAUUAGAUGAAGAGAGAGUGUGAUCAAAUCGUUAUUUUGGAUAAGUCCCUUCAUAUUUCAAAAUGGUACCAUACUAACUAUGAAAUACUUCAAAGAAUUAAGAUCUUUUUAAAAUACGUCAACACUUUAGAGUAGGAAACAGCGGUGGAACCUCGCAAAAUGUACACAAGUUCGGUUUUAUUUUUUUGCAGGAAAAUCAAGGGGUGCUUAUAAUGAAACUAACAUUUUCUUAAAAAAUUUCGCCCCUGAACUCCCCUUUUUAUCCCUUUAAAGGGGGUAUUUGUGGUUUUUGCGAAACGAAGCCCUUCCUGUAUACGUUUUACAAAAAAAUGUACUUAAUAGUAAAAUGAAGAGGACUAUAUUUGCUACUAUUUGUUUUCUGCCAGCAUAUGUCUAUCACACAUCGUUUAGCAGGGGUGGCGUCCAAAGUUGACAAAUUUUUAAAAAAGAUGUUUUUAAAAACAAUUAUUUUUCCCUAACUGUACUGAAAAUUUAAAAUAGACCCUGCCGCAAUUAUCAAUCACAAUAAUGAGUGGCUGAUUUUUUGGUAUAGGUUUCAUUUAAGGGCAAUUGCUAAUUUUUUAAUUACAGGGUGUUACAUUUUAAAAAACCCCUUUUUAUACCAUCUGAACCGCCUAUGCUAGAGUAAAAAAACUUUCAGCGAUUAUCCAUGUACUGGUGUUAUAUACAAAUUUCUAUAAUGCACCCCCAUUUUUUUUUUCAGAACAACCUAACCCAACCCAAAAAAAAGAAGAAAUAAUAAAGAAAGUGAUUUCCUUGGAAUCCUUCACACAACAUGCCCUUUAUUAAAAUGCUUCAUUUUAUGCACGUUGUUAUUACCCAUGCAUGGAUACCAAAAGGGGUUAAUUGAUGCAACCCCUGUAGCAAAAAUAAUAAAUAAAGGGGGGUUGAAAAAAGCUUUUAUUUGCUUUUUGGCCCAUAUGGACAUAUGCCCCAUCAAUAGAGUUUUUCAUAAAUAUAUAUGAUUAUUGCAACACCCAUACGCAAACUACCCCUAUCCUUGAAAAUAAACUGCAGAAACUACCCUUAUCCCUUAGAGAGCAUGGCUUUACGAUUUUCUCAUCACCUAUGCAUUUUUUUAAAUCAAAACUUAUGCAGAAUUAAAGACCACUAUUUUCUCUACAAAUAAGGUCCUAUGCAUUUUUUCGUAUAAGCUACCGUUACGGCACAGUGGCGCCGUAAACCUCAAAUAUGCUUUGGCGGGCUCCAGUUUUUUUUUCGUCACCUACCUAUUAAUUUUAUUGGUAACGUAAUUAUGGAAAAUAAAAGAACACAACGUCUGCUACACAUUAUGACCUAUGCAUAUUUUAUUUUCUUUGUACCCUGAAGCCACAGUGGUGGCCCAAAAUUAAUUUUUGAUUAUUUUCUUUAUUAGUUCUCCUUUUUUUUGGUGGUUCCGGGGAAAAUAUGGGCGUGUAUUAUACAAAUUUGUAAAUAACACCAGUAAAUGGAUAAUCGCUGAAAGUUUUUUUACUCUAGCAUAGGCGGUUCAGAUGGUAUAAAAAGGGGUUUUUAAAAUGUAACACUCUGUAAUUAAAAAAUUUGCAAUUGGCCGUAAAUGAAACCUAUACCAAAAAAUCAGCCACUCAUUUGAGAUUUAUUGGCGCAGGGUUUCUUCUUAAUUUUUAUUAUAGUUAGCGAAAAAUAUUUUUUUAAACACCUUUUUUAAAAAUUUGUUAAUUUUGGGGCGCCACCCCCGCUAAACGGUGGGUGAUUGACAUAUGCUAUCGGGAAAUAAAUAGUAGGAAAUAUAGUCCUCUUCAUUUUACUAUUAAGUACAUUUUUUGCAAAACGUACAGGAAGUACUACGUUUCGCAAAAACCACAAAUUACCCCCUUUAAAUGGAUGAAAAGGGGGGUUCCGGAACGAAAUUUUUUAAGAAAAAUUUAACCGUAGAAAAAGUUAAAAUAAAACCGUACUUACGUCCAUUUUGCGAGGUUCAACCUCUGUUUCCUAGACUACUGGUUUUUUUAAUAAUUGAGUAUGUGAUUCGCUCAUGGCUAUAUGCUAUAGCUAUAAGGUUUUUUUGAAAUGUGAAGGUAUUUUGUUGAGGUAGCGAAGUAUUGUGAUAAUAAUUUAUUAAAGACAUGCUAGUUUUAAGUUAGGUUAGGAAUAUAAAUAUGAUUUGUGUUGAUCCAUUAUCAAUAAUAUUAUGAGAAAUAUGAGGAAUAAAGAACAAUACAAAA